UGAGGUUCCCAAACCCCUUCAUCUUUAGGGAGCCCAGAUUGGCCUUGUCAUGUGUUCUGGUGGAGGGUGGCCAUCCAGGGUGCUGAACUGGAGAAAGCCCUAAGAUCUUCCAAGUUCAGAUCCAAACUGUAAAAGUAGAGGAGGAGCUGUGAAUUUCCCAGCUCAAAGGAGCAUCACAGUGGUCCCUGGUGAUGGGUUACAGACUAGGAGAUGCCCUUCUUUUCUGCCAUAAUCUAAAUAUGGAAUCCUUCUUUUUCCCCCAGAUGGCCCAGAUAUUGCCACAAUUGACCGUAUAAGCGAUCAGUUCGCAACGGGGAUAAAUGUUACCUUGAGCUGUGUUUCUGAUUCUAACCCACCAGCACAAUUCAUCUGGUUACAGAAUGGACAAUCUGUCAGCAACUCAGCCUCAUUUUCUAUUAUUACAUCCCUGAAUCAUAUCGGAAACUAUACCUGUAUUGCAACUAACUCAUUUACUGGCUUGACGCGCACUGCAAACAAGACUCUUAUGAUCUAUGCACCACUGUCCAAACCUACCAUCAUCACCUCCAACAAUACUGCAGUGGAGACCAAGGACUUCUCAAUGACAUGCAAUGCUACGGGUCAAAUUCACGCUUACCGGUGGUUCAUAAAUGGACUUGCCCCAGCUGGUAGCAGGAUACAGCUGUCGCCGGAUAAGAGGACACUCACUAUCCGCAGUCUCAGAAGAACGGAAAACAAAGGGCCCUAUGUGUGUGAAAUCGAGAACCCAUUGUUUCGGAAUAGGAGUAAUCCAUUCACACUGAAUGUUACCUGUGAGUAUAUUGCUUCUUCCUAUAUGGUGCCAUCUUAUAGCCUGCUGGUGUGUUCCCAGAGGCCCAGGCUAAUUCAGUCCCUUCUCUGAGAGCUAAAGAGGUAGGCUCUGAGGUUCCUAACCCCCUUCAUCUUUAGGGAGCCCAAAUUGGCCUUGCCAU
This is a messenger RNA of Monodelphis domestica (gray short-tailed opossum), 950 nucleotides long. The record is from RefSeq and is a predicted model, not a curated record. NCBI's taxonomy places the organism in Eukaryota, Metazoa, Chordata, Mammalia, Didelphimorphia, Didelphidae.